Messenger RNA from Colius striatus (speckled mousebird), 1777 nucleotides. RefSeq names its product MDM4 regulator of p53 (gene MDM4). Lineage: Eukaryota; Metazoa; Chordata; Aves; Coliiformes; Coliidae. The transcript has 11 exons. Gene Ontology annotation, molecular function: ubiquitin-protein transferase activity. Gene Ontology annotation, cellular component: nucleus. Gene Ontology annotation, biological process: regulation of cell cycle; protein ubiquitination; negative regulation of apoptotic process. The record is from RefSeq and is a predicted model, not a curated record. The coding region runs from base 187 to 1605 and encodes 472 amino acids.
GCAGCCAUGUUGCCCGCGAGGGGAAGUGGCGGCCCGCGGCCCCGCUAAGAUGGAGGAGAGGAGCCGUCCGGGGGCGUAGGGGGGUUCCGGCCCCUUCACCCCCUCCCACAGCCCCGCCUGCGGGGCGGCCUUGGGCCCAUGGAGCAGCUGUAGGGUUUGUGCUAUCAACUGCUAAUCACUGCCACAAUGACAUCUUCAAGCUCUGCCCAGCAUCCAGCAGCUGAGAAUGCCUGCAGAAUCACUCUUGGACAAGUUAACCAGGUGCGUCCCAAACUGCCACUUCUGAAGAUUCUGCAGGCUGCAGGUGCCCAAGGUGAAACCUUCACACUGAAAGAGGUUAUGCAUUACCUAGGACAGUAUAUAAUGGUGAGGCAGCUAUAUGACAAAAGACAGCAGCACAUGGUCUAUUGUGGAGGAGAUCAGCUGGGGGAACUGCUGGGACUGGAAAGCUUCUCUGUGAAAGACCCCAGCCCAGUCUAUGACAUGUUGAAACGGAACCUGACAUCUGCAGCACUAACAGAUGCUGCUCAGACUCCCCCAAAGGAUCAGAGCGUCGAUAAGCCAAGUCAAGACCAGCUGAAGUUUAGCCAGCAAGAAGGUUCUGACACUGGUCUCACAGAGGGUGAAAGCAACACUUCUGCUUUGUCUACCUCAGAGCAAAAAUGUGAGAGCCAUGAAGACAAAGACUUGAUAGAAAACCUCUCUAAAAGCAAGAAGCCUAAACUGGACCUAGUGUUUGAGGAAUGGGAUGUAGCUGGUCUUCCAUGGUGGUUUUUAGGCAACCUCAGAAGCAAUUACAAGUCCAGAAGUAAUGGAUCCACAGAUAUUCAGACUAACCAGGACAUAGACACAGCCAUUGUUUCAGAUACUACUGAUGACUUGUGGUUCCUCAACGAGUGCCCAUCAGAGCAGAGCAGUGCUGCAGUCAAGGUGGAAACGCUUGACUGCGAGGAAAUGAAGGAAGGUGACAGAAAGGUGACUGAGGAUGUGUGUUUGCAUGACCUGGAGGAUUCUCAGUGCUUAAGUGAUGACACAGACACAGAAGCUGCUUCUGAGGACCGUUGGCAAUGCACCAAAUGCAAGAAGUUGAACCCUCCAUGCAAACGGUACUGUUACCGCUGCUGGGCCCUGCGCAAGGACUGGUACUCAGAUUGUCCCAAACUGCCUCAUUCUCUUUCUCUCUCCAACAUUGAUGCUAUGCAAAACAAAAAUGAUGAUGAAGGCAUUGAUGUCCCAGACUGCAGAAGGACUAUUUCUGCUCCAGUUGGCCAACCCAAAGAUCUCUACGUGGUAGAAAACAAACCGUGUGUGGAUCCCUGCAGCUCCAUUGAGUCGUUGGAUUUGGCACGGGAGGGCAAGGAGUCCCUCUUGCAUUUCACUCAGCAUCAAAAGGAGGAAGAAAUCCAGUCUUUAGAGAGUAUAAAGAAACUACUGAAUCCUUGCUUCUUAUGCCAUCACAGACCACGGGAUGGGAACAUUGUCCAUGGAAGGACUGCUCACCUUGUAGCCUGUUUCAAGUGUGCAAAGAUGCUGAAGAAAAAGAGGUCACCUUGCCCAGUGUGCAGGAAAGACAUCGAGAUGGUGAUCAGGAUCUUUAUGGGGUAGUUGUGCCAGUUCAGGCCUUCUCCACCAAAAGCCAGCACACAGGUUUUCUUGCACUCACACAGGUCUGAACUUCAGAACAUGGCAGGUGAAUACCAAAGACAGUUAAGGUUCAGAUCUGACCACGAACACUGAGGAAUCCUCUGCAUCAAAUAAAGCAGCAUCUCACUUCCAA